GCGGCGCGGGGCCGGAAGGGGCGGGGGCUUCCGCCGACAACGACGGCGGCCGCCGCGGGCCGCUAAGAGGGCGCCGCCGCCGGCGUGGGGGACUCCGAGCGGGGCCGGGGCCGGGGCCUCCUGCCACGGCGGCGGGCUGGCGGCGGCAGCCCGGGGCAGCGCGGCGCCUCGUGGGGGUCAGGGGCGCGGGGCAGUUGCCGCCUCCAGGGGGCGCCGCGGCCGCGCCGGGCUCGUCACGCCCCUUCCGCCGCCGCCGCCGCCGCCGCGCAGGAUCCCUCCAGGCCUGGCCCUCCGCAGAGCGCCGUGAGCCGGCAUGGGGAAGAGCUGCAAGGUGGUGGUGUGCGGGCAGGCCUCCGUCGGGAAGACAUCCAUCCUGGAGCAGCUGCUCUACGGGAACCACGUCGUGGGUUCCGAGAUGAUCGAGACCCAGGAGGACAUUUACGUGGGCUCCAUUGAGACAGACCGCGGGGUGCGCGAGCAGGUGCGCUUCUACGACACGCGGGGCCUGCGGGAUGGCCUGGAGCUCCCCAAGCAUUGCUUCUCCUGCACUGACGGCUACGUGCUCGUCUAUAGCACCGACAGCAAGGAGUCCUUCAAGCGGGUGGAGCUCCUCAAGAAGGAGAUUGACAAGUCCAAAGACAAGAAAGAGGUCACCAUUGUGGUACUGGGUAACAAGUGUGACCUGCAGGAGCAGCGCCGGGUGGACCACGACGCAGCCCAGCACUGGGCCAAGGGCGAGAAGGUGAAGCUGUGGGAGGUGUCUGUGGCGGACCGGCGCACGCUGAUCGAGCCCUUCAUCUACCUGGCCAGUAAGAUGACGCAGCCACAAAGCAAGUCUGCCUUUCCCCUGAGUCGCAAGAACAAGGGCAGCGGCUCCAUGGAUGGCUGAGCCUUGUCCUUCCCUUCUCCAUUGCCACCUCCUCUCCCUCACCUCCCCCUUUUCCCUGCAUUCACCUCCUGCUGAGCCUGUUUGGUGGGGUGGAGCCGGCGGGAAGCAUGGUGGCAGGAGGAAUGGGCGUCCCAGGGCCGGGGACAGUCUUUGAGGAUGAGAGAGGUGACCCAGCUGCCCGGGCAGGGACAGGGCCUGCUCUUUUCACUGUCCACGUCCUGCAGACAAGCCUGGACUCACCGAGUGACGCUCCUCUCCUCCCGGGCCUCGUCUCCUGCUCUCGGGCGCAGGCUGGCAGACCCGGGGGAUGCAUGUGCUCAAGGGAGGCACAGCGUAGGGCUCACCGCCAGGUUGGAAUCAGCUCCGCGUCCGAGUGCUGCCAGGCCAGAGGAACCGUUCCCUGGCUGGCGAGCUGCCCCGUUGUGUAUCGUGCUGGUACCGCGUGAGAAGGGUCCCUGCUGGCCACGCAUCCAGCACAGCCGCUGCCAGAGCAGCGCUCCCUUGCCCUACCCUGGCUGGCUCUGCGGGGCUGCCGCUUCGGUCCAGUGUGUCACCCCUUCCCAGCAGCGUCCUCUGCUCCUGUGCGUGCAGAAACGUUCAGUUCUUGGUCAAGUUGUGCGCAAGAUGCACGUCAUGCCCCAGCGAGCGCGUGGUGCAGAGCGGCGCAAGGUGCUGAGGCUGAGGGCAGGGUCAGGCCCUGCGUCUCACAGCGCCGCCGUCCACCACGCUGCCGCCCUGCUCUUGCUAAGCGCAAACUCCGUCCUAACCUGGGAGACGCUGGGCCUGGGCUUAGCCCACAACACCCCGAUGCUUAGGGCUGUGGCAGCGCUCCCCAUGUCUGUCCCAGCACUGGCUCUCAGAACCGCAGGACAAGGGGAACGUUCCCCGCACGUGCUCCCUUUGGCUAGUCUGGAUCUAGGCAAAGAUGACGAGAAAGCCCUGGCUUGUUUAUACUUGUUCCUUUUAUUUACUGAGUAACACAAUAAAGCGAUGAGAUUUGAUUAUCAAAA
Messenger RNA from Dromaius novaehollandiae (emu), 1899 nucleotides. RefSeq names its product NFKB inhibitor interacting Ras like 2 (gene NKIRAS2). Gene Ontology annotation, molecular function: GTPase activating protein binding; GTP binding; GTPase activity. The transcript has 4 exons. Gene Ontology annotation, biological process: Ral protein signal transduction; canonical NF-kappaB signal transduction. Bases 314 to 889 code for a protein of 191 amino acids. Lineage: Eukaryota; Metazoa; Chordata; Aves; Casuariiformes; Dromaiidae. The record is from RefSeq and is a predicted model, not a curated record.